Molecule: messenger RNA, 1300 nt
Organism: Cicer arietinum (chickpea)
Lineage: Eukaryota; Viridiplantae; Streptophyta; Magnoliopsida; Fabales; Fabaceae
Product: floral homeotic protein AGAMOUS-like
Biological process (GO): positive regulation of transcription by RNA polymerase II
Cellular component (GO): nucleus
Molecular function (GO): DNA-binding transcription factor activity; protein dimerization activity; RNA polymerase II transcription regulatory region sequence-specific DNA binding
Source: RefSeq, a predicted model, not a curated record
GAGUAUGUUGUUUGAGAUGCAUAAACCAUCAUCAUGAAUAAAAAGUGAUUUUUCACUUUAUAAAUACCCUUCUUUGGUACUCCUUUAGUUUUCAUUUUGUGAUAUAUAUCUAUCUCCUUCUUCUACUUCCUGUCCUUAAUAUUGAUAUUAAUUUUGUUUCCUUUCCUCACAAGCUUGAAGCCAUAGAGUUUUCCAAAUGAAUCUAUGAUGCCAGAUUCUCCACAGAGAAAGAUUGGAAGAGGGAAGAUUGAGAUCAAGAGGAUUGAGAACACAACGAAUCGACAAGUUACUUUCUGUAAGCGUAGAAAUGGCUUGCUUAAGAAGGCAUAUGAAUUAUCUGUUCUUUGUGAUGCUGAAGUUGCUCUAAUAGUUUUCUCAACUCGUGGACGUCUCUAUGAAUAUGCAAAUAACAGUGUCAAAGCAUCUAUUGAGAGGUACAAGAAAGCAUGUUCAGAUUCUUCUGGUUGCAAAUCUGCUUCUGAGACUAAUGCUCAGUAUUACCAGCAGGAAGCUGCCAAACUGCGGGUGCAAAUCAGUAAUUUGCAGAAUCACAACAGGCAAAUGAUGGGUGAAGCUUUGAGCAAUAUGAGUGGCAAGGAUCUCAGAAACCUUGAGACUAAAUUGGAAAAAGGAAUUAGCAGAAUUCGUUCUAAGAAGAAUGAAAUGCUGUUUGCAGAAAUUGAGUAUAUGCAGAAGAAGGAGAUAGAAUUGCAUAAUAGCAACCAGGUUCUUAGAGCAAAGAUAUCAGAAAGUGAGAGGAGCCAGCAUAAUGUUAAUGUGUUGUCUGGAGGCACAAACUUUGAAUGUAUGCAAACGCCACAGCAGUUUGACCCUCGCAACUACUUCCAAGUGACUGGAUUACAACCCAAUAAUAAUCAGUAUGCCAGGCAAGACCACAUUUCUCUUCAAUUUGUUGCUCAUAUGUUCAUAGCAAAAGCAGCUAUAGAAUGAAGCCAAUGGUUUUAUGCAUAGACAGACAUAUAGAAAUGUCUUGAUGUAUUCGAGCUUAAUUGAGAGAAGAACAUGGGCUUAGAUUCUCUGUCAUUUAUAUUUUCAAAAUCUUAUGAUAGCAGCAUAUGCCUAAAGAAAAAUAUAAGCAGAACUAUGUGGAGGGGAUUUAUUUAAGUACUUCCCUUCAUUAUGUAGUGGCUUUGUAGAAUUUCAUUAUAAGCUUGCCCAUGUAUCUAAUGUGAAAGCUUAUAUUUUCUGUUUAGCAUUUGUACUAAGAUAUUAAGUAUGGAUAUUACCAUACUUAUGAACUUAUAAUGAAAAAAUGGGACGUCUUCAUUUACAUUUGCUA